This is a messenger RNA of Micropterus dolomieu (smallmouth bass), 556 nucleotides long. Its product is annotated as death domain-containing protein CRADD-like. Gene Ontology annotation, molecular function: protein binding. The annotation marks the transcript as partial. The record is from RefSeq and is a predicted model, not a curated record. Gene Ontology annotation, biological process: signal transduction. NCBI's taxonomy places the organism in Eukaryota, Metazoa, Chordata, Actinopteri, Centrarchiformes, Centrarchidae. The transcript has a single exon.
AACUGUAAACGUCUCCGUCUCUCUGCAGACGUCCGGCAGCUUCCUGACUCGGUUCUCCAGAAGGUUCCUUCGGAUCGGGAGCUGUCCCGCCUGGCGUCUCGGCUCGGUGCCGAGUGGGAGUCGGUCCUGAUGGACCUGGGUCUGUCCGCGGAGGCUUUGUUCCGGUGCCGGGCCGAUCACCCGCUCAGUACUCACGGAGCGGUUCUGGCCGGUCUGGUCCAGUGGAGACGGUGCGAAGGGAAGAAAGCCACAGUCGAGCGGCUGCUGCUGAGCCUGAAGGCUGCAGACGUCCAUCCCUCGGUUCUGGAGGACGUCCUGAUGUGACCCAGAAACCUCUCUGUUCUGUCUCACGGGUCAAACACAAGACUUUAAAACGGCUGCAUGGAUAUUUUUAUAUUUACGAUGAAACGUUUCAUUAAAAAAACAGGUUCAAACUGAGCUUAAAUAUAACUCAAAAGUUUGGGGUCACAUUGAAAUGUCCUUAUUUUUGAAGGAAAAGCACUGUACUUUUCAAUGAAGAUAACUUUAAACUAGUCUUAACUUUGAAGAAAUACAC